AUGCAGCAUUUGAGCUCUUUGCUGGCAUGUAUCGCACUCGUAUUUGUCCGGAUUGUUAUAUGCACGGGAGAUAAGUCGGUUAUCAACAACGAAGCACCUCUGAUUUCUGAUAUAUGGGAUUACGACCAUUGCAUAGAUGUACUACGUAACGAGUCCGAAGCUUCAGAACAAAGACAGGCAGAUCUAGUUUCCGUGGAUUAUGCAAAAAGAAAAUUCGUUGAGCCAUCGGGGUUUGAGCUUACUAUGGCCUUGGAUUGGUACCCUACAUUUGAAAAUGAGCGACGUCACCAGCAGUACGAGCUUCUUUCUUUGUCACAAAAGCAUGCACUUUCCAGCUUGGAGUACCUGGCAGAUUUCCGUGAUGACGACAAGUCUGCCUAUCUGUUGGGCGAGAUUUAUUUAUACGGUAACUAUUCGAUUCCUAGAAGCCCGCAGAAGUCUGUGGGGUAUCUUGAGAAAUCUGUUACUGCCAACAGUACUGCCACGAAUUGGUUCUCGCAUGCACAUUAUCUCUUAGGCUUCUGCUACUCAACGGGACUAUUUGGAGAGGCUGAGGUCAAUUAUGGUAAGGCUUUGCUUCAUUAUACAUUCGCUGCAGAUAUGGGCCAUAUACGUGCAGCAAUGGCUUUGGGUUAUCGAUACUAUAUGGGUCUCUCCGUAGAGAAGAACGAGCAGUUGGCGUUGUACUACUAUUCGAGGGUUGCACGGCAUUGCACGGACACUUAUAAAUCAGAAGGAGGUCCUGCUGCUAACCUCAAUGUCACUAUCAAUGGCUUCGAGGUGCCUCUUUUGGCUCCUAAUCUCGAAAGCUAUAACGUCAGAUUGAGUGACUUUAACGACGGCUUGUUCGGACAUGGCGUUAGUGAAGUUAAGUCUUCCAUUAAACAGGAGGAUCCUUUAUCUAUGGAUCCGUCAUUGGCCGAUCUCGAGGAUUUGGAUAAUCCUACAGAUCAUUAUCUUGCCCAACUUUACAAAGGAUACCUUCGUAACUAUGAAGGAAGAUAUCUGAUGUCGCAUAACUACACAAGAGCAUUUAUUUUAGCAAAGGGGUGUGCUCUAGAGGGUCUCAAGUUACCUUCUGUUCGUUACUAUAAGAAAACUAGACGUAUAGAUCGUACCCUUGAAGUGAUUCUCACUGCCAAAUGCGCAUAUGCUGUGGGUCACAUGUAUUUAAGAGGAGAAGGGACGCCUCAAAACUUUACAGCAGCUCGUUCAUGGCUUCAAAGCUCCUGGUCUUUGGUGCAAUCUGUUCGUACUGCCGCCGAUCUUGGUAUUAUCUAUCAAUAUGGAUUGGGUCUUGAAAAGCCAAAUCCGGCCAAGGCCAAGUCUUUGUAUGCCAACUUUUAUGGAUUUUCUGCCAUAAACUAUCAGUCUGGCCUACUUAUGCUCUCACAGAACGAUCCAUUGGGGUGGAAAUUGAUUUCCCUGGCCUCAUACGAUAAAUAUGCUCCCGCUCUAUACAGUUUGAUGCAAUCAUAUUCUCAAGGAAAUCCUUUAGGCUUGCACAAAAGUGUUGCACUUUCAAAUGCAAAGGCGCUAGCUGAGCUGAUUGAACCCGCUGUAUCAGACUUGAAGUGGGCCUUUUCGCAGGUUAUGAAAGGUGACAACGAGAAAGCCCUAGUUGCAUAUGGAAUGGCGGCAGAAGCUGGCUUUGAGUCUGCACAAUCGUCUGUUGCUUAUAUGCUUUAUCCGCCUACAGGAUAUUUAGAGGAAGCGCCUCAUGUACCAUUAGAACGAUUCCAAUCGGCAGUGAGGUUUUAUAGAGAGUCUGCUCGACAGGGGAAUAUCGAUUCUAUGGUAUUUUUGGGAGAUUUAUACUGGUCGGGAAUGACAAAUGAAACGAAAAAGUCAAACGAGACCUCAUUUCUUGUGUCUCCUGAUCUCGAAGCUGCUGUGGGAAUUUACAGAGAUGCAUCUAACAAGAGAUCGCAUCAAGCAUCAUACAAUUUAGGCCAUGCAUACGAGGCAGGACUUGGCGUUCCGUUGGACUUACAUCUUGCCAAGAGAUACUACGAUAAGGCUCUCAUUAUUAACCCUGAUGCGUACAUUCCGGUGGAGUUGGCUCUUAUCAGGUUGAAGCUGAAACGAUGGUGGUUUCGUUUAAUUGGUGUUGAAUGUACCGAAUCAUCCGAACAGGACGAUGGAUUCCCUCGACGCAAGUGGCGAGAAUUACUAAAUCUAUACGACAAAUUGAGACAGAGGCAGAUCGAAGGUUCGGAUAUUAAUCUGUCUCCAACUGGGGAUAUGGCUGCACAGGGAGGGAAAGAUGGAGCUGGAGAAGAUGCCGGAUCUGACUUCGAUUCAGAUGCAGAUGCUGCUUCCGUUACUGGUGCAGAGAAUAACAACAAUGGAGAUUCAUUCUACUUUGAAGCCAAUGGAGAUCUUGGAGUAGAAGAUCUUCUGUUUACAGGAAUGUUUCUAUCAUUUAUUGGAUUUACGAUAUAUGCUAGAUGGAGAGCAGCAAGAAGAAGAAAUGCUAACAAUGAUAACCAUCAAAAUGAAAAUGAAAACGACAAUGCAAAUGGAAACGCUAAUGCCAACAUGCCCCGGCCGGCUGCACCACCACCAUUCCAGUUUAACUUCAUGGUUAUUCCUCUAUAA
Brettanomyces nanus is the source of this 2601-nucleotide messenger RNA. RefSeq lists its product as uncharacterized. Lineage: Eukaryota; Fungi; Ascomycota; Pichiomycetes; Pichiales; Pichiaceae. Gene Ontology annotation, molecular function: protein binding. The transcript has a single exon. The record is from RefSeq and is a predicted model, not a curated record. Bases 1 to 2601 code for a protein of 866 amino acids.